Molecule: messenger RNA, 1818 nt
Organism: Papaver somniferum (opium poppy)
Lineage: Eukaryota; Viridiplantae; Streptophyta; Magnoliopsida; Ranunculales; Papaveraceae
Product: ankyrin-1-like
Exons: 12
Coding region: 103-1464 (453 amino acids)
Molecular function (GO): protein binding
Source: RefSeq, a predicted model, not a curated record
GACUGUACCUUGGCGCGCCUUUUCAUUAAAACCUUCUUCUUCCCUUUCUCUCCUCAUUUCUGAGAGAAAACCCCUGUUCUUCUUCGUCGUUCUUCACCCACCAUGAAUUUUGUUCCUGCUGCAACUGAGAUGUUUCUCAAUGCUGCUUAUGCCGGAAAACUCAACAAACUCAAAAAAUUCGCAGAAGCAAUGGAUCAUGUAAUUGGAGACGGAAUAGCAUCAGUAAUUGAGAAUACUAAAGAUGAAGAGGGUAGACGAGCUAUCCAUCAUGCUGCUGCCGGAGGGAGAGUAAACGUUCUCAAGUACUUGAUUGAAGAGAUUAAACUGGAUGAUAUUAAUGUCAAAGCUGGAUCAGGUGAAACUCCCCUGGCCUAUUCAGCCGCGGAAGGGCACUUGCCCGCUGUGGAAUAUCUUCUUGAAAUGGGUGCCAAUCCUGAAAUACCAGAUGAUGAAAACAAAAGUCCUUUGCAUCAUGUCGCUACGAGAGGGCAAAAAGAUGUCAUACCCUUGUUGCUUUCAAAAGGUAUUAAUGUGGAUCUUACUGAUGAUUUUGGCUCACCGCUACACCAUGCUGCCAGUGCUGGCGAACACGAUACUGUUAAAGUUCUUCUGGAUCAUGGUGCCAAUCCAAAUCUUGUCUUCUAUGAUUCAUUUACUCCACUUCAGGCAUCUAUCCAUUCCCAAUCUCGGCGAUGCGCGGAGCAAUUACUGAAGGCAGGUGCUGAUCCAAAUGGUGGACCAGAUGGAGUAAAAGCUCUGCUACUUACAGCUGAAGUGGGGGCAACAGAAAUCAUCGAGGAACUCAUUGAGGAACUGGAUGAUGCUGGUGCAGGACCUGCAGGUUCACAUCUUAAAAAGAUAGUAAGGGGGGCAACGGAAAUCAUCAAGCUACUGGUUGAAGCUGGUGCAGAUCCAAAUGUUACAAAUAUACAUGGACUAAAGCCAAUAGAAAUCUCAGCUAUGAACGGUAAUCGUCGAGGUGUUGAGAUUCUUUUACCUGUGACUUCUCCGAUUCCAUCGUAUGUUGACUGGAGCACAAAUGGAAUAAUGAAGCAUGUAAAUUCUAAGAAGUUUGAGAAAAAGAUGACUCGUAAAAGUAAAACAGAAGAGAGUUUUCUCGAGGCAAAAUCAAGGGGAACAAGUGCAUUCCAGGAGAAGAAGUAUUGGCUGGCAGUAUAUUGGUACACAGAGGCCCUCGGCAUUAAACCUGAUGAUGCAGCUGUCCUAUCCAACAGGAGUUUGUGCUAUGUGUAUUUAAAUAAAGGAGAUCUUGCUUUUGGAGAUGCUACUCAAUGCGUAUUGGCAAGACCAGACUGGCCAAAGGCGUAUUAUAGGGUGGGCGUAGCACUUAAAAUGCAGAAUGAGCUUGAUGAUGCAGCAGAUGCUUUUUUCAGAGGUCUGUUACUGGAUCCUAAAAAUAAAGAGCUUGAAAAGGCAUUCAGGGAAGUUUCUUUAAAUAGGUAGAACGCCAUCAAUAUCCCACAUUAGACAGAAUGGCACGUCAUUGACAUAUAUGCCCAACAUUCUGAAACUUAUUUCUGGUGGAAGUUUUUUAUCAGGUUCUUUUAAAAAGUUAAAAAACCUGCUAACGUAGAUCUUGAAAGUACAUAUGAAAAAUCAGGUCUUUUAAAGCAUCGAGCUAGUCUUCCUAUGUAUAUGAAGCCAACUUAGUGAGUUUUCUUACUUCUUUUUCUUUCUUAUUUUCCGUUAACAAAACUGAUGAAAAACUGUGUAGGUCUGCUUAAUUCUAUCAAACGCUUUAGAAUGACAAUUUUUAGAUUGUUGGUUACUUAUAUCUCAGCCUAUUCAAAUUUGAAA